UACCAAAUCACGUAGUCCCCAAUCAUCACUCUUAUCAAAUCAAGCCAUCCCCCACUCUCAAAUCCAAGCUCUCCAUCGCCAUAUUCUUCUGGUUGCGCCCCGCCAAUUAGUAUUUCCUCAAUUCGUACCAAGAGAUUCGCAUCUCCGACUUCUGCCGCUCCACCACUCUCCCAUUCUCUUACUACUUCGAUUCCUCGUAACAACACUCCACAAAGCUUCAGAUUUCGAAGAAUGAGGGACACGAGGGAAGAACCAUCAAGCAGCUCUGGACAUCAAGCCGUUGACUUGAUUUCAGCAGUGAAAGAAUUACAUAAUGUCGGCUCUCUAGGGCUUACUAAGCUAAUCAAGGACUCUGAGAAUAAUAUCAUCCAGACCUUCACUCAAAUUGGGUCAUCUAGUCAGUUUGAUGUGGAAAAGAUUGCAAGGUGUCUUCCUUUGCAUCUUAUUGCAAAGGUCAUGUUAUCUGCAAGAGAUGAAGCCUCAUACAAAUAUUUGUUAUGUGGAAUUCGACUCGUACAUUCCUUGUGUGAUCUAGCACCAAGAUAUCCCAAGCUGGAGCAGAUUCUGCUUGAUGAUGUGAAAGUAUCAGAGCAGCUUCUUGAGUUGGUCUUUUAUCUUCUUGUUGUCCUCAGCAAUCAUAGACAGGAACAUCAUGCUUCAAGUCAUAUGCCACUAUUGCAUUCAGCUUUAGUGGCUUGCAGUCUGUACCUAUUAACAGGUUGCAUUGCCUCUCAGUGGCAGGAUAUCGCUUCUGUUUUAGUUGCUCACCGUCAGGUUUAUAUAUUCAUGGACGCAGCUUUUGCAGCACUGCGGGUAGACAUCAAGUUUCUUCAGUUCAAGCUGUCAGGUCAAUGUUAUGAUUUUCAGAGGGAGUCAAGUUCUAAUGCUGAAGGAACACUGAACAAUCUGUGCCAACUGUGCGAAGCUUCUUUGCAGUUUCUUCAAUCCUUGUGUCAACAGAAGUCAUUCCGAGAGCGCCUUGUUAAGAAUAAGGAACUAUGUAGAGAAGGUGGUGUUCUUUUGCUGGCUCGAUCUAUUUUGAAACUGAACGUGACAUGGUUUAGAGAAUCUCCCUCAGUUGUGGCUGCUGUGUUUAGGCUAAAGUCAAAAGUUUUAUCAAUUCUGUUGCAUCUUUGUGAAGCAGAGAGUUUAUCUUACUUGGAUGAGGUUGCCAGCACUCCUCGAAGCAUGGAUGUGGCAAAGUCUGUCGCAUUAGAGGUUCUUAAAAUACUGAAGGCUAUGGUUGUGAGGGGUUACGAAAUAUGCCCAACAGGGCUUUUGCAACUGAAUGCAAUGCGCCUGGCAGAUAUCUUCUCUGAUGACUCAAAUUUUCGAUCUUACAUCACAAUAUACUUUACAGAAAUUUUGACUGCUAUUUUUUCACUCCCACAUCGAGAGUUCUUGUCUAGUUGGUGUUCAUCCAAUCUCCCAAUUUGGGAAGAAGAUGCUACUCUGGAGUAUGACUCAUUUGGGGCAGCUGGACAUGUUUUGGAUUUGUUUUCUUCAUCAGAUUUGCCAAAUGUAACGAUUUCAAGAUCUGAUUUCAUUCCUAGUAACAUGCCACGUGUCGCAUUUGCACAUCAGAGGACGUCAUUAUUGGUCAAAGUAAUAGCAAAUCUCCAUUGUUAUGUUCCAGGGCUCUGUAAAGAGGAGGAGGAUGUCUUCCUCAACAAGUUUCUUGAGUGCCUCCGAAGGGAGCUACCUAAAUUAUCCGCUUCUGAUGCUGAAAAAGCUGGCAUUGUUAGCAGGAACCUACGUUCAUUGUUGAGCCAUGCUGAAUCUCUGACUCCUCCAUACUUAAAUGAGGACGAUGUACAUCUCUUCAGGGUUUUCUUAAUGCGGCUAGAACCAUUGAUUACUCCUGCUGAGAUCGAAGUUAAGAGGGUGCAGGAGGCUCAAAGUGCAGGGGGAUGCUCAUCGCCCAUAAUAGAAAAGGUAGAUACAGAUACUAACAGACUUGGUUACCUGAAAGAGGGCACGUCAGAGAACUCAGCUUUCCAAGAUGAGGACCAGUCCUAUAUAAGGGGCAACUGUAUAGGUCAAACUGAUGAUAUCAUGUGGCAAGUUAAGGGGGAAGACAAGGGUAAAUCUGGUAUGAUGGCUGAGGGAUCGAGGGAGAUUGAGAGAUGCAUCCAAAAAGUUGAAACCAGUGGUUCAGAUUCAAGCUCUACACGUGGAAAGAACUGUACUAGUCAAAUGCACAAUGUUGAGUUUCCGAAAUCAGGUGAGCAUAGCAAACAAAGUGGGUUUGAAGGACUUAAAGAGGAUGAAAAGGGUGAAGCUGUUAUAUGUGAACAGAAGCAACAAAGAAAACGAAAGCGCACCAUAAUGAAUGAUAUACAGAUCGCACUGAUCGAGAAGGCGCUCUUGGAAGAACCUGGCAUGCAGCGCAAUGCUGCUUGGGUACAAUCUUGGGCUGAGAAACUAAGUGCCUAUGGUUCUGAGGUUACGACUUCUCAGCUAAAAAAUUGGUUGAAUAACCGAAAAGCGAGGCUAGCCCGAGCAGCAAAGGAUGUUCGUGGGCCUUCUGAAGAGGACAAUGGUGUUCCUGACAAGCAAGGUGGGUCAGGACGCGUGUCCCACGAUGAAUCAGCUGAGAGUCCAACCGAGGACGUUUAUAUCACAUCAACUCCAGGAGGGACUCAUCAGAGCACCAUUAGGGAGUCCACAUCUAGAACUGGCUCCAAGGAAAAAGCAGACAUUCAGCUUGCAGAUUUCAAUAACUUUCCCGCUAAGCAUUGUUUCCGGUGGGGUCCUGGUCAGGAUGUUUUGCUUUUGAAUCUGGAAGGAGAGGAAAUUGGAACGGGAAAGGUGUAUCAGGUACGAGGCACAUGGGAUUCAUGUAAUUUGGAGGAAUCAGAGAUGUGUGUGGUGGAUGUUAACAUGAUUAGGACUGAGAGUCAUACGGGGCUUCCAAUCCCAGUUGGAAUGGAUGCAAAACUGGGGGUAAGAACGUUGUGGGCAUUGAACAAACUUUUAGCCGCCUAGGUGAAUAGCUUUUCGCAUCGCCAGCUUGAAGGAUCAGGUAAGAACUGUUCAUAACCUUCAAGCAUUUAGUUAUAUUUGUCUACCUUGGAUAGAAUGUUAUAUGUGUCUACAAGCAUUUAUCCUUUUUCUUUGCGAGGUUGGGUGGUUGUCCAAGGGCACAUCUUGUACUGUGGUUGGCUUUUUAGACAUAAGCCAGCAUAUUUGGUCUAUGAUUUUCUUUAUUUACUUCUUCUUCUUCUUUCUUGCUACUCCAUAUUUCUUUUUAGGGCUCUGUGCUAUGCAAAUCUCCUUUGAAUUUCCCAAGGAUAUGUUUGGAACUAAGGAAAGAAAAGCAAAGUAAAGGACAGGAAAGAAUUUUGCUUGAUUCAUAUGUUUGGGAGGAAGAGAAGAAGAAUCUUGAGAAAAAACGCGUGGGAAGUUAAUUUGACACUUCGAUGCCUUUUCUUUCCACUUUUGUCUCUAUCAGUUUUAGUUAAUAAUUUUUCUUUUUAGAAUCAAUGAAAGUUAUUUUCCUUCUCAGUCUCUUUGCUCUACUGCGCAAAACUAAAUAGAGAUGAUGAACCCGUCAUGUGUAAUUUCUUUCCUAAUUUACUCUCGUUUCCUUUUAAUUUCCUUGAACUUCUGAACACAAGCUUGCAAAAUCAUGUGAACACUAUCAAGAUGGAUCUGCUCCCCCUUCACAAAACCGAUCCUUACUGAUAAUUUCUCGCUAAUUGUUGCAGAACGGAGCUAUCGCAGCAGGAGUGCAGGUUCACUGGUUGGGCGUCGAGGGAAAAUCUCAAGAAUCCCAAGGAAAACCGCCCCAAUGCACAUGGUCGUAGCAAAAUGCUAGGGAGGCCGACUCACGAAAAAUGGUUACUGGCACCCCUGGUCGCUGGGAUAGCAUCCAAUGAGCUCUACUAACCGAGUGUAGGACCAUGUAUAGCAUUCUAUGGCAGAAAGAUAGAAUGGUAAUUCAGUGAAGGAGGCUUUCACUCAGGGUCCUCAAAUUAAUAUUUAACUUUAAUCAGGUUCCAUUUUGUACUUUAAAAUUACUAUGGAUAAUGGAAUUAGCAACAAAAUUUAUGAUAGUGAAAAUUCCAUGGAUA
This is a messenger RNA of Rhododendron vialii, 4076 nucleotides long. Its product is annotated as nodulin homeobox. The record is from RefSeq and is a predicted model, not a curated record. Gene Ontology annotation, biological process: flower development. The transcript is spliced from 17 exons. NCBI's taxonomy places the organism in Eukaryota, Viridiplantae, Streptophyta, Magnoliopsida, Ericales, Ericaceae. The coding region runs from base 232 to 2988 and encodes 918 amino acids. Gene Ontology annotation, molecular function: single-stranded DNA binding.